Molecule: messenger RNA, 489 nt
Organism: Lactuca saligna
Lineage: Eukaryota; Viridiplantae; Streptophyta; Magnoliopsida; Asterales; Asteraceae
Source: the annotation of a GenBank genome assembly
AUGGCGUCACCCAAACUUUUGAGUACGCUGAGACUCUCCGGGAGAAGUAUGACUUUUAGCCGGAGGAUGACGUACUUGUUCCGUUGGACGGAGCCUCCUACGAGGAAGGUCGGAGUUUAUGUCAGGACCUUUGAUGCUAGCUACCGACUUCCAACCACUGAUUUUCUCGAUGAGGUGCUUUGCAAGAACGGGGUUAAUGUUUACGACCUUACUCCUAAUGUCGUAAACAAGAAAUAUGCCUAUGGAUUCGCUACUCCUGUCGUCUCGAUCCCUUCUGGCAAGACACCUUCCCCUGGUAACCCGCCCGAUGCACCUCUUGUCGUGCUUCUUCAUCCCAUCCCUUCUGAGGGUUUAGAGCAUGUGGAAGAUAACAAAGAAGGGAUUGUGGUGGGUGCAACAUCCCGUGUGACUAGGCAAAUAGGGCUUCUGAGCCUUGCAACUCUUUCUGAUAUGGCCAAGGAAAAGACCAGUGCUGACCGCUGUCGUUGA